AUGAAGGUGCUCGGUUUAGAGACACAAAACAUUUCUGCGCUACUAAAAGUAGUCAUUCUUGGGCUCAUUGCAGCAGUGGCACUAGCUAGUCGUUUAUUUAGUAUUAUUCGUUUUGAAAGUGUUAUUCACGAAUUUGAUCCUUGGUUUAAUUAUCGUACAACUCGUUUUCUGGUAGCAAAUGGUUUCUAUGAAUUUUGGAACUGGUUUGACGAGCGAUCCUGGUAUCCAUUAGGUCGCGUUGUCGGCGGAACAGUUUAUCCUGGAUUGAUGGUAACUUCCGCCACUAUAUAUAACAUUCUACACGCUCUCAACUUUACAGUUGAUAUACGCAAUAUUUGCGUAUUAUUGGCUCCUCUUUUCUCAGGCUUCACUUCGGUGGCUGCAUAUCUUUUAACUUCAGAAAUAAAAGAUUCUUCAGCUGGUCUUUUGGCUGCUGCCUUUAUUGGAGUAGCACCGGGUUAUAUAUCUCGAUCAGUAGCUGGUUCAUAUGAUAACGAAGGAAUUGCUAUAUUUUUGCUUAUGUUCACAUUUUAUUUGUGGAUAAAAGCUCUUAAAGAAGGUUCAGCAUAUUGGGGAGCUUUAACUGCAUUAUUUUAUUUUUAUAUGGUAGCUGCUUGGGGUGGAUAUGUAUUUAUUAUCAAUCUUAUUCCACUUCACGCGUUUACUCUUAUUUUGAUGGGUCGAUUUUCAACUAGACUUUAUGUUGCUUAUUCUUCAUUUUAUAUUCUUGGUACUCUUAUGUCUAUGCAAAUUCCUUUUGUUGGGUUUCAACCAACAAGAACAAGUGAACAUAUGGCUGCUUUAGGAAUAUUUGGAUUAAUUCAAAUAAUAGCUUUUGUUGAAUUUGCAAGGAGUUAUAUUUCAUCAAAUCAAGCUCAAAUUCUUUUCAAAAGUUUUGUUGUUAUUUCUUUUGUUGGAAUGCUUUCAGGAUUAGUAUUAUUGACUUUGGGUGGAUAUAUUGCACCUUGGACAGGACGUUUCUAUUCUUUAUGGGAUACUGGAUAUGCAAAAAAAUUUAUUCCUAUAAUUGCAUCAGUAUCUGAACAUCAACCAACGGCAUGGCCUUCCUUUUUCUUUGAUCUUGAAAUGUUAAUAUUCCUUUUUCCUGCGGGCAUUUACCUUUGUUUCAAAGAACUUCAUGAUGGUCAUGUGUUUCUUAUUUUGUAUGGGAUAACAGCAUCAUAUUUUGCUGGUGUUAUGGUUCGUUUAAUGUUAGCUUUAACACCAGUUGUUUGUGUAACUUCAGCUAUUGCUAUUUCUAGAUUAUUUGAUAUAUAUCUUAAAUUAGAUCCUGAAGACAGUGAUAAUAAUUCAGUAAAAAGCAAUAAAUCAGUAAUAGACAAACCAUCUAGAAAGGGAGAUAGUUCUCGUUCAACAUCAUCACCAUCAACAAACAAAUCAUCUGAAAAAAAGAAAAAAUCAGAACAUUUUCGUAUACUUGGAUUUGAUACUCGAAUAUUAGUUAUUUCGAAUUUCUUUAUUUUCUUGACUAUAUUUAUUUGGCAUUGUACAUGGGUAACAUCCAAUGCUUAUUCAUCACCUUCAAUUGUUUUGGCAUCUAGACAAGCUGAUGGUUCACAAUACAUUAUUGAUGAUUUCCGUGAAGCUUAUUAUUGGCUUCGGAAAAAUACUGAUUAUUCUUCAAAGGUUAUGUCCUGGUGGGAUUAUGGUUAUCAAAUUGCUGGUAUGGCUGAUCGUACAGUUUUGGUAGAUAAUAAUACCUGGAAUAAUACUCAUAUUGCUACAGUUGGUAAAGCCAUGUCAUCUCCAGAAGAUGUGGCUUAUAAAAUAAUGCGUCGACAUGAUGUAGAUUAUGUACUUGUCAUUUUUGGUGGAUUAUUGGGAUAUUCUGGAGACGAUAUUAAUAAAUUCUUGUGGAUGAUUCGUAUCGCUGAAGGGGUUUAUCCUAAUGAAGUGAAAGAAGUUAAUUUCUUUACACCACGUGGUGAAUACAGAGUUGAUGAUGAAGCUACACCUACAAUGCGUAACAGUUUAAUGUAUAAAAUGAGUUAUCAUAAUUAUAAUGAACUUUUUGGUGGUCAAGGUCAAGAUAGAGUUCGUGGUGCUCGAUUACCAAUAGGCAAAAUAAAAUUAGAUACUGUUGAAGAAGCUUACACAACUGAAAAUUGGAUCGUAAGAAUAUAUAAAGUAAAAAAAUUAGAUAACAUUGGACGAAGUCUUGAACAAGCUGGAGAAUUUGAAUCGGGUAAAAAAAGACGUAAGCGUGUUAAAAGGACUAAUUAA
This is a messenger RNA of Diversispora eburnea, 2244 nucleotides long. The record is from the annotation of a GenBank genome assembly. Lineage: Eukaryota; Fungi; Glomeromycota; Glomeromycetes; Diversisporales; Diversisporaceae.